UCCAAGAUUGCUACAGCCACCGAUCCAAAGUUGUAGGCACGUCACCGCAAGAAGUAGAUCCUUUCUCCUCUACCGACUGAGAUUGAUGUAUUUUUUUUUUUUGAGGAGAAAGGGUUUUGGGGGGGAGAAAUUGAAAUCCCUCAACGGAGAGGAAUCUCAUGAGAGAUGCAUAUGCUAUACUUCGAAGGUGUCCGACAAGUCUCUUGUUGUUUGCCAUCCUUUGAGCGUGUCGAUUAGAUCCCUUCGCCGGCGGAAAGCAGGAGCUGCAGGCUGCAAUGGCCAUUUUUUUCUCCGACCAGUUCACAGGGAGAGUGGAAGCCCAGGCAAUGCAGUCUUCUUCAUUGGAGGCUUUGUGCUGGGAGGAAUUAUGGCUGGAACACUUGCUUGUGUUUAUGCACCUCAGAUCAGCAAAGCACUAACUGGAACUGACAAAAAGAUCUAAUAAGGAAGUUACCAAAAUUCAUCUACAAUGAAGAGAAAGCUUCAGAGAAAUCAAUCAAGGCACUGGCGGAGAAGAUUGCACAACUUAACGCCACCAUUGAGGAUGUUUCUUCUCAAUUCCGACCAGAUGAUGAGCCAAAUGGAGUGGCUGUGACUUCUGACGAGUUUGAAGCUGCAAAAUAAGAUCAAGUUGGGGGGCAUGAAUGGUGGUGGGUAGCCAUUCCCCAUUUUCCUCUCUCCAAUACGGAGAAAUAACUAAUUGAUCUUGUUGGAAUUUCGACCUCGGGGUUCCUUUUACUAUCAUCACAAGCGUGAAUAAUAAGAUUUUGAGACGAUCUGAGCACAUAUUUAUAGGUCAUGUAGUAAUAUGACAAAGAAAAUAACACUUCCUACAUUGUUGU
Messenger RNA from Musa acuminata AAA Group (dessert banana), 842 nucleotides. RefSeq lists its product as uncharacterized. Bases 86 to 442 code for a protein of 118 amino acids. Lineage: Eukaryota; Viridiplantae; Streptophyta; Magnoliopsida; Zingiberales; Musaceae. The record is from RefSeq and is a predicted model, not a curated record. The transcript is spliced from 5 exons. Gene Ontology annotation, cellular component: chloroplast thylakoid membrane; chloroplast inner membrane.